UCAUUGAUAAGUUUGACUACGUCUUCGCAGAGAACGGCACAGUGCAAUACAAGAAUGGGCAGCUGGUCUCCAAGCAGGCCAUUCAGGACCACUUGGGGGAAGAGCUGCUGCAGGAUCUCAUCAACUUCUGUCUCAACUACAUGGCGCUGCUGAAGCUGCCCAAGAAACGAGGAACCUUCAUUGAGUUUCGCAACGGGAUGCUGAACAUCUCCCCCAUCGGACGGAGCUGCACCCCAGAGGAGCGAAUCGAGUUCUCCGAGCUGGACAAGAAAGAGCGGAUCCGGGAGAAGUUUGUGGCAGCCUUGCAGAGGGAAUUUGCUGGCAAAGGCCUGCGUUUCUCUCGAGGUGGCAUGAUCAGCUUUGACGUCUUCCCGGAGGGCUGGGACAAGCGCUACUGCCUCAACGUGCUCGACGACGAGAGAUUCGACACCAUCCACUUCUUUGGGAACGAGACGACCCCUGGAGGGAACGAUUAUGAAAUCUAUGACGAUCCCCGCACGGUGGGACACAGCGUCCAGUCCCCCCAGGAUACAGUCCAGCGAUGCCGUGAAAUCUUCUUUCCAGAGAGAGCAAACGAGUGCUGACUGCCAGGUCCCUGCAGCCCUGCCCCAGCCCCACCCUCUCCCCCUGCCAGGAAAAGCACCUUCUUUUGAGGAAUCUGCUCAGGGUAGACUGAAAAAAAAACACUUUGCAGAGCUGGUUGGGAUGCAA
Messenger RNA from Leptosomus discolor (cuckoo roller), 711 nucleotides. The record is from RefSeq and is a predicted model, not a curated record. Lineage: Eukaryota; Metazoa; Chordata; Aves; Leptosomiformes; Leptosomidae.